Solanum dulcamara is the source of this 4808-nucleotide messenger RNA. RefSeq lists its product as uncharacterized. The record is from RefSeq and is a predicted model, not a curated record. The coding region runs from base 120 to 1511 and encodes 463 amino acids. NCBI's taxonomy places the organism in Eukaryota, Viridiplantae, Streptophyta, Magnoliopsida, Solanales, Solanaceae. The transcript is spliced from 2 exons.
AGUGGAUCCAAAAGACAAUGCCCAAAUGACUCACCUUGUCGACCCGAACGGAAUAUCUCUGCUCCUUUGAGAUCUCUCAUCAGCUUGCAUUUCAAGAUCGUUUUUGGCAACUCUCAAAAAUGCCCAAUUCAUCUUCUUUAUUGCUACUUUUAUCUGGCAAUCUCUUUCUCCAAGCUGCUCUUGCUCUCUCCCUCACUCUCCUUCUUCACUUCAUCAAGAUCCCUGCAUUUCUCCUCUCCGGCCUCUUCACUUAUGUCCACCCAGAUGAUGUUACUCCCAACAAUGCAUCUUCAAAUGGGAUUCGGGCAGCAAUUCGUAGGCCAGGUACUAAUGAUUCUGAGCUCAAACCCAGAAAGAAAUCCAAGGAAAGAUUUGAGUUUGAUGAAAAUAAAGCUCAGAUCUUUAGGCUAAAGCUUAGUGAUGGUCACCUUCAGACAAGGAUUUAUUUCGAGGAUUUUUGUCGUGUUUUCAAUUCCAUCCUUGUUUCUCUUUCUUGUUUGUUGCUUCAUCGAUUCUUGCCGAAAUCUGAAGAGUCUGGGGUGUUAAAGAACGGUUCUUUUAUUCCGAUUUUGUUUGGAUUUUUGGGUGUUGGUAGAAUUUUCGUUUUGAUUUUUAGGAUUUCCUUUGAAAGAUCUGCAUCUAAGCUAUCUGAGAAGCAUUUGAGUGUUCUUUUGGGUUUUCUUGGUUUUAUUGUGUCGCUUGCUAUUGUACAUGGGGCAGUUCCUAAAUGGGUUUUUGAUGUUCACUUUGAAGCAAUACAUGGGUUUGAAAAGUUGUUUAUUGCAAUUUUCAUGGGCUGCAUUUCAUGUUUUUUGUAUAUGCCAGCUGUGAGAAUUGCUCAUGCUUUUUGGCUUGGAACUGAUCAGCUUCGCUGUAAUUUGCCUAUUAUAUCUUGUGGAUGGUUUGCGCGAUUGGUUCUUCAUGCUAAUUAUUUGAUCAUGGGUUUGACCUCAAUGCUUUGGGUAAAACCGUUUGCUGACUUACUACUUAUUGACUUACUACUUAUUGAUCAAAAUAAGGGGUCUUAUCAAAAUGCAAGAAUUGAACAUGUUACAGAGUUGGUUGGAAAUGUGGGUAUGCAUAAGUCGGAAUUCAGUAGCUUUAGGCUCUGGUGUUUGUUGAUUUCGGGCCUAUUGCAGAUUGUAUCUUUGCGUUCAAACGUGCAGAUGUACUUAAACGAAGCAGUAUUGUGUUGGUACCAGAGACUACACGCUAGCAAAGUUCCUGACUUAGCUUAUAGUAGGGCUAAGGUGUUCCUGCACAAUCACUUUGUAUGCCUUGUGGUUCUCCAAUUUUUCUUGCCUGCAUCAAUGGUACUUCUCUUCCUUGGCUUGUCUCAACUUGGUGACGAUUUGCUUACAAAUUACGAAGGGGUUUGUAGCUUAUUGCCUUGUUCUUUGCUAGACAAAGAGGUGGCUUUGUUUAUGGCCUGGUGGGUUCUCUUUGUUUGGACAAUAUAUACUUCAGUCACUCUUGCUCUAUUUAGACAGGGAAUCUUGUUCGUUUAUUGAUCUGUUUUGACGCGACUCACAUUAGGCAGAUGAGGUCUCUGAUUUUAUGAGCUUUUCCACAAUUGUGCCACAAUGUAACAAUACAACCCUUCAACUGUUUUUUGUUUCCCUCAAAAUAUAUCCUUCCACUAAGAGUUUCAAUUUUGUGAUAGACUUCUGAAAUUUUUAUAGAAUGUUUUGUGAUAGACUUCGAAUUUUUUAUAGAAUAUUAUAUUAUUUUCUUCUCUCUUUUUUUGCCUUAUGAUGUCUGAAAAGAGCACAUUAUGUAAUUUUUAUGCUAGACAGCUUAAUUAGUAUUUGAAGUGCUUUAUUUUUUAUGACAAAUUAAUAGAUUGUAUGCCAUGUUCCUAGCUCAAGGCUCUAGAACUCUCAUUUAUGCAUUCUUUAUUAUCUUGUUAUAAAAAAAAACUCAAGGCUCAAGAACUCACUAGCUAAGGAUGAAACAAAAUGGUCAAAUUUAAGAAUUCUGUGGUAACAGUUUGAACUAUGGCAUGAUAUUUCACUUAGAAUUUGUGACUUUGCCUUGACAUAUUCAUGCUUUAUGUACAUGUACUUUUAGUUCUGUGUCAAUCAACAAGAAUGUCCUGCAUGAUCAAAGGCGUUAAUGAUAAUUUAUAUUUUGCAGAGCAUGAUUCAUUUGUAUAUUGUAGAAUAUGAAAAGCAGGCUUGUUCCGUGUGUAUAGGUUCCAUUGGUCAUUUCAUGCAAAUAUGCAGAACAGUUAGUGUGGCACCAUGGCCUGGGUAAUUUGGUAGUAAAUUAUUACCUUUCUAGUCAAUGUUGCUUUGUGAAUUCCAGACAGAUUUUUCUGGAGCAGGAAAAGAAUUAUUUGAAUCUGGCUUUGCCUUGUGGGAUAGUGACUGUAUGGUUAUGCGGAACUAAAUUAUUAAAUAUUGAACAUUUACGUUGCUUUGUUAAACUUCAGAUGAAGUUGCUCCCAUCACUGAAGUAAUCUUCUGACUCACAUUGCAUAUGACUCCUGUAAAGGCAAAGCUAACACUUAAGAAUCUAAUUCAAUUAAAAGAUGCACAGUGGUACCAAUUUCAAAAUUAGUAAAAAUGAAAUAGUUCAUUACUUCAUUUGGAUGUGUUUUGUUAUGGUUGCGAAGUUAACACUAUUUCAUAAUCUUGAUAUUAGACAGUUGGAUCUCUUUCGCAGAUGAUUGUAGCUCUGAAAAAUUCAAUUGAAGGUACUAUUGCUAUCUGUUAGAAGUAGAAUUUGUUUCAAGAAGUUUGUGCGAAGUGGCAGUUUGGGUAUGGUUUUAUGUUGAGUUAUUCAAGUAUGUUGUGUGCAACAUUAUAGGAGACAAGGAUUAAAAAAAAAUAUUGCUUCUUGAUUUUAAAAAGCAGAUAUUGCUUAACGGUAGUUUUUACUGGCGCUGAAAGAACAAAGAUAAGGAGAUGGCAAGUCUUUGUCCUGUUAUCAGUUUAUUUUUAGAAGACCAACUUAAUCAUGUAGUAGGAAAUCAUCAAUUUCAGCUUACCCACCUUAUUCUCGUAGCUUUAAAUGAAACUGUGACCACACUACCAAAAACAAAUAGCUAUGCCUCAGACUCAAAAGUUGGGGUCGGCUAUAUGAAUCCUCACCGUUCCAGAUCAACUCAUGUCAUCAAAACUGUGACCACACUAUAUUUCUUGAAUUUUAGAUAGUGUUGGUGAGCUGUUCAUAGUUUGUAUGUUAUCAGCAGUAGUGUUUUGCUGGCUAUGCCAGAUUCUCACGUUAGUGUAGAUAUUGAUCCUCCUUCACUUGCUAUGAGAUCUAUCCUUGUCUCGACACAUUAAAAUCAUGUUUAAGAAAAGAAUUCUGAUUUCAUUCCUAUGGUGCAAUCUAUAUAAUCUUAAUUGUCUAGUUUGUGUUAUUGCUGGCAGACAAAUUCACUAGAUUAUCUGUCCCCAUUUAUUUGCCUUAGGAAACUCUGGAUAUCAGAGGAUAGAUAAAAUAGGAGCUUCAUAUACAUUACUGAUGAAACAGAAAUAUGAACAAAUACACAUAAUUUUAACAGAGUGGAUGUAUUGAUGCCAGGAAGUUGCAGGCUUUCUAUGUUCAGAAAAGCGUUUUCCUAAUAUUUUAAAAUGUGUUGUGGUCAUUCCUUGUUUUCUUUUCCCCUUUACCCUUUAGUGCAAUGGGAAUGCUAGCUUACUCAAUUUUAAUGACAUCCUAUUAGUCUCUUUUCCUUUUAAUUUUUGAUUUUAGUUGCUUGUGAUGUGUUAGUCAUGCCAUGUGUCGACCUCCAAAUGCACCAGUCCUUUGUGAAAGAUAGGAUACAGAGGAAGAAAAGAUCUAUAUACCUAUUAGUUGAUAAUAUGCAUUAAACAGUUUAGAGUUUUUACAGUAGGUCCAAUGCUUUCUAGGAGUUAUUUAACCUUGAAGAUAUUUAUACAUUUAGAAAAUACAGAAAACUUCUAAUACUUUUUAUUUGUAUCUGCAUAGUUUUGCAUGAGAUGGAUAAAUAGGAGUAACUUGGUCAAUCUUGAUUCAUUUAGCUCAACCCAACUUGUUUGGGAGAAAAGCAUAGUAGUUGUAAUUUCUGAAAAGUCCAAUGAAACGGGUUAAGCUCGCUCUUGAGGUUAGAAUCUGUUCAUUCAGUUGCUAGUUUGGUAUUAGUAUAAGUUCAUUCAUCCGAUAUCAUCCAGACAAUAUGUGAUCCUACCUUCACUGGUGGAGAAUAAGAGAACAUUACACAAUUUUGAACCUCAAAGGUACUUUUGUAAUCUAUUAGAAAUAGAGUUUGCUUGCAGGAAGGGGGGUCUGAGUAUGAUUAUAUGUUGGCUUUUGGUAAUUCAAGUAUGGUCUGUGCAACAUUGUAGUAGACAAGUGAUACAGUCAUAUUAAUGUUUCUUUAUUCAUUAGAAUUUCAUAAUUAUUAAAAAACUAUUAGGUAUUUGCUUAAAGCUAGUUAUUACUGGCGCUCGCAAGAUGUUAUUUUGGUGCAGCUCAAGAACAAGGAUAAGAAUUGGAAAGUCUCGUAUCUGUUAUCCAUCCAUCAAAUUCUAAAGGCUACGUCAGUUUAUGACAAAUGAAGUUUUGCAAUGUUCAAUAUUUGGGCUAGAGGCAAUGUAGCAGGAAAUUUAAGUUCAUGUGUUUUGCUGGCUGGUUAUGCAAGAACAAAAUUUGAUACAGUAGAUAUCCAUCCUGCUUCAGUUGCUAUUAGAUCAAAAAUUGUCUUGACAUAUUUAAUUUUUGUCAGAGACGCGCAAAAAUUCAAGUGAGACACCAUGUCGAUUUCUGUUACUAUCUAUUGUCUCUUGUACUUCGAUUAUCACACUAUUUUGGUGCAGUUACUGUUUCUUUUUUCAGAA